This is a messenger RNA of Colletotrichum karsti, 993 nucleotides long. RefSeq lists its product as uncharacterized. Gene Ontology annotation, molecular function: methyltransferase activity. The transcript has 8 exons. Bases 1 to 993 code for a protein of 330 amino acids. The record is from RefSeq and is a predicted model, not a curated record. NCBI's taxonomy places the organism in Eukaryota, Fungi, Ascomycota, Sordariomycetes, Glomerellales, Glomerellaceae.
AUGUCCAUCUUACAAGCGGACGCGGGAGUCGCGGUUGAGCCGGACGACUUCAAUGAUAACGAUUCAUCGUUGGGUGAGGACGGAACGUCUUCCACGGCUAGUUUGCGCAGCUCGAUCUUAGACUAUCGCAAAGAGAACGGCCGCACGUACCACAAGUUCCGAGAUGGAAGAUACCACUUCCCGAACGACGAAGAGGAGAACGAGCGGCUAGGUAGCCACCACAUCUUCUGUCUCUCAUUAGACGGCAAGCUGGGCCUCUCUCCGCCCAACGAGCCGGAGACCAAGGUCGGGCGCGUGCUCGACCUCGGCACGGGGACGGGGAUCUGGGCGAUGGACUACGCGGAUGAGCACGCCGACUCGGAGGUCAUCGGCGUCGACCUGUCUCCCACCCAGCCGCAGUUCGUCCCGCCCAACGUCAAAUUCGAAGUCGACGACAUCGAGGACAGCUGGACCUACUCGCGCCCCUUCGAUUACAUCCACAGCCGGAUGAUGAACUCGGCCAUCUCCAAGUGGGAAGAAUACCUCCGCCAGUCCUACGCAAACCUCACCCCAGGCGGUUACCUCGAGCUCCAAGAAUUCGGCCUCCCCCUCUCCGACGACGGCACCCUGACGCCGGAGCACGCGCUCCACAAGUCCAUGGCGCACCUCGGCGACGCGGCCGCCAAGAUGGGCAACGCCUUCAUCGAGCUCGACGCCCUGCGGCCCCUGAUGGAGGCGGCCGGCUUCGUCGACGUCGUCGAGAUGCGCUUCAAGUGGCCCAGCAACACCUGGCCGCGCGACCCCAAGUUCAAGGAGCUCGGCGCCUGGAACUACGAGAACAUCACCAGCGGCCUGCAGGGGUUCCUCAUGGCCUUCCUGACGCGCGGGCUCGGCUGGCGCGCCGACGAGGUGAACGUCCUCGCCGCGCAGACCAGGAAGGAUGUGGGCGAUCGGAGUAUUCACGCGUAUUGGCCCAUGAUCGUGGUGUACGGGAGGAAACCUGAAGCAAGUUAG